AAUCAGAGAGAGGGCCAGCUGGGGCGCUGGGCCAAUGGGAAGCGGAGGCUCGGCUGGCCCUGGCAGGCAGGGAGGGAGGAGAAGCAGUGUGGUCCUGCCUCGGUCCUGGCGCUGCCUCUGGGAGGGAGAGCCCGAGAGGGAGGGCGCGAGGGCAGGAUCCCGGGUCCCCACCCCCUUUAUCCUCAGCCACAUCUGGCUGCCCCCCCCGCCACACAUCUGGCUGCCCCUUCAUCUCCCAUCUUAGGCUGCCUAGGCACGCCCCUCCCUCCCCCAUCAUGCCGGGCUGCUCCCUGCUCUAGUUCUCUCCCCUAACCCCAACCCUCCCCACUCACCCCCCCACCCUCACCCCACCUUAGCCAGCCCUUCCCCCUCCCCAGCCUCACCUCCCCCCUGCUGCCCAGAGCCAGAGGGAUGGUGGUAGUCACAGGGCGGGAGCCAGCCAGCCGUCGCCCGGAUGAUGCCAUGUCCAGCUCGGACGCUGAAGACGACUUUCAGGAGCCUGCCACCCCCACAGCCACCCAGGCUGGGCAUGCCCUGCCCCUGCUGCCCCAGGAGUUCCCUGAGGUUGUCCCACUCAACAUUGGAGGAAUGUACUUCACCACACGUCUGUCGACCUUGCGGCGUUAUGAGGACACCAUGCUGGCAGCCAUGUUCAGCGGGCGCCACUACAUUCCCACUGAUGCUGAGGGACGGUAUUUCAUCGACCGCGAUGGGACUCACUUUGGAGAUGUGCUUAACUUCCUUCGCUCCGGUGACCUGCCCCCAAGGGACCGCGUGCGGGCCGUGUACAAGGAGGCCCAAUAUUAUGCCAUUGGACCCCUGCUGGAGCAGCUAGAAGAUGUGCAGCCCCUGAAAGGGGAGAAGGUGCGCCAGGCGUUCCUGGGGCUCAUGCCCUAUUACAAAGACCACUUGGAGCGGAUUGUGGAGAUUGCGCAGCUGCGGGCCGUCCAGCGCAAGGCCCGUUUUGCCAAGCUGAAGGUCUGCGUCUUCAAGGAGGAGAUGCCCAUCACGCCCUACGAGUGUCCCCUCUUCAACUCCUUACGCUUUGAGCGCAGCGAGAGCGACAGCCCCUUCUUCGAACACCACUGUGAAGUGGACGUGUCCUUCGGGCCGUGGGAGGCUGUGGCCGAUGUCUACGACCUGCUGCACUGCCUGGUCACAGAUCUCUCUGCCCAGGGCCUCACAGUGGAUCACCAGUGUAUUGGGGUCUGCGACAAGCACCUGGUCAACCACUAUUACUGCAAGAGGCCCAUCUAUGAGUUCAAGAUCACGUGGUGGUGAGUAGCCCUGGCAAGAAGCCCCAGUGGGAGGGGGCCCUGUCAGCUCUGCUUGACAUCCCCUGGAGGCUGCUGACCACCUGUCCAAGGGACAUGCUGUGAUGGGGACUGAGUCCUGAGCAGCCCAGCCCAGGGGGCCCCGUGGCAUAGCUGCCCAGCUCCAGGGAUGCACCUGGGGCCAGGCCCAAGGCCUUAGCCAGCUGGAACAGUGGCCCCAUCGGGCCCUCUUCUGGGAGCAGCACCUUCUUGCCUGUGGCUCAGGGAAUCUAGCUGGGGCCCAUCAUUGAAACCCAGAGUUAUCUGACUGUCUCCCUGACCUUGAGGGAGAGCUGUGACCCUUCUUGGAGGUCAGGGCUGGGUCCUGAGCCCAUGUUUCAUACUCUGGUGGGCAUUCGUCCUUUUCCUCUCCCCCAACCUCCCUAGCCCUAUUCUGGUUUCAUUCCUUAUAAAACCCUAUGUCCCCAGGGCCCAGCUGGGAAAAAAAGAAUAGAAUAUGGGAGAUUUACCAGAAUGAGCUCCCUAAACUUCCCACACUGGUGAAGAAGAGGGAUCUGCUUUUAUCAAGUUACCUCCCCCAAAUAUCCCUGAUCACAUUCUCCUUUUGGGACCCAGAGAGACCCUUCUUCCUCACCAAGCACGUUUCUCAUCCCCUUUGGGAUCUGUGACCAGAGUUGCCAAAGGCCUGUGCCCGGUUCGCCUUAGAAAAACCAGUGUUUACAGCCCUGAUUUGGGCAUCGGUUCCUGCUAUCCCUCCUUUCAUUCCUCAGCCCCUUCCCUGUCAUUUCCCCAACUCUGCACGGGGUUGUUUCCUGUGCUGAGAUGCAGACAGCUGAAGCUGAUGGGAGGCAGGGAUAGAUAUGGAGCCUCCAUCCACACUGAGUCACACAGCAUCCCUCUCCAUGUUCCUGGCUGUUGUAUCAAGUAUGCAGCUCAUACUUGUAGAACAAACCCAGCUUAGAGUCCACCACCAUGAGACCUUGUUAUCAUAACCUACUCAAGUCUCUCCCUCAGGGAGGCCCUGGGUUCUGAAGGAUAAAAGGAGGGCCUGAAUGUCUCCCCAAGGGCUCAUAGGUAAGCCAGCAAUAAUUCCCAAGGAUACUUGGGUCCCUAUAUUUUGAAGGUUUUAAAAGAACCAGAAUACCUCUGGGCUGAUCCCUUCUCCCUAAGGAAGUUGUUUGGGUUAUGGACAUGCCCUUCCUGGAGGCUUAGACAGCUAAGUGGUGGCAUUCAGUGAUCCCCCAACAACAUCUCCACCUCUCUCUCAUUCUUCAGUGUGACAAACCAGGGCUGCUUAGAGAGAGUCCCAGUCCUGUGGUCGCAUCUGUACUCAAACCAAUAUCCAAGGGCUGUAGAGGGUAUCUUAUGUGGUCACCUCUGGUUGGCCCAGCCCUAUUGGCCUCAUGCAUAUAAGGACUGGUUGACUUAGCCUAGGGAAUCUUAAAGAUGCCUGAAUCUUGAUACUAUGGCAUAAUCUGAGACCAGGAACCUCAGCUAGCGCCCUGCACCCAACCUGUGAGCAUUGUCCUUGACAUGUCCCUGUGCAAAGCUGUCUCCCCUGUAGGAGAAGUGGCCCUGAGACAAUGAGUAACAGGAUGCCCAGCACCUAGCAGAGUGCCUGCCACAUAGGAGAGGUGUAAUAAAUGCGGAAUGAGUGAAUACCAGCACUGGGCAAGAAGUGAAGGGCAGUCCAGUGGAGGAGCUUAUGCGUGGUAGACAUUACCCAAGACCAGAGAGAGGCUUUCCAUCUAAGUUGGCAGGACAGUUGCUUUUCUGGCUUUUUAGAUGCCCUUUUUCAUCCAAAAGGCAGCUAGAAAUGUUUGUUUGGGGGUUGAUGUUCCUGCAUGGUGCCAGGUGUUGCUAACCAUGUGUUCAGUCGCUUUGAGCUUAGCAGAAAAGUCUUUUGUUUACGUUUCUGAGUGGUGUUACUGCCUAAUCCCUGUUCGUUUUUUGACAGACACUGAGCCAAGCUAUUGAGGAGGAUGUCAGUGUGAGUUGAGCGCAGAUUACUAACACCAUUGCUGGCAGUAACCCACAUUGGCCUCUCUCCCCCUGUCCCCUCCUGCUCCUGCCACAGAGCAUCAGUCGCAGUAUGUUUAUUUAGAAUCCACAUGGGUGAAACCCAGAGUGACUGCAGCCCUGCUUGGGGGUUAACCUGGAUGCUGGGUGAGGACAGUGUCCCCCAUCUCUCUGGAAGGUCACUCUGUUAACUCUGUUGUGCCGUGCUUUCAAUGACUGUGUUUCGCUGUGUGUCCUUCUGGGGAGACUAGGGCUGCCAGGAAGGGUCAUCCUUGGCUACAUUUAGAGAGCUUUUCCUAGAGCUAGCAACAGACCUGCCCUCUGUCUAGGACAUGAAGUUGAGUUGGAAGGCAGGUAGAAAAUUCUGUAGUCUAUAGCCAUCACACCAAAUGGGAGGAGGGAAAGAAAGGUGGGUGUUGUUAAUCAGCCUCUGGUUCUACCCUUGGGCUGAUGGGAAUAAAACCCCUUCUUGGGGGAAAUUAUUCUGGUCCCCGGGGAGAACCUCUAAUUAUUGUUGGGGCUAAGACCUUUCCUAACCCUCAGCUCUUCUGGAACUACAAUCAUCUAAGCCGAGAGGGGGCAAGGUCCCAAGAGAGCCUUAGAAACACCUCCUCCCCAGACGCUAACAAUGUAGUUUACUUGAAUUCUUGUGGCUUCGUGAAACCCACUGUUCUCCCCCCACCCCUUUAAAAGUGAAGCUAGAUGUGUUCUCUUCAAGGACAGACCAAGAGAAAAGACUCAUUGGGCUGGUUUCUGGAUCAGACAUUAUGAGCUGGAAGAGGCCUUAUAGAGGCCAUCUCGUCUAGUGUCCUCAUUUUGCAAAUGAGAAACCUCAGGCUCAGAGUUGGAUUUGUCCAAGUCAUAAAACUGUCAAAGGUGUGAUUUGAGCACAAGUCCUCCAUCUCCAAACCUGUUGCUCUCUCCACUGUACUAUGUUAUUGGAGGAUAGAAUUCAAAGAUUAAUUUAAAUUAAUUGGAAAGAAUAAUUUCCCCAAUAAGGGGUUUUACUCCCAUCAGCCCAAAGGUAGAACCAUUGGGAGAAAAGUGGCUGGCUAGAGCAGGAGCUUCCCCCAUGGUUGGCUCCCUAUGGGUCACUGGCAUGGCAGGUUAAGAAUGUAAGGUUGGAGGGCUGGGCUGUUGGCUGGAUCCCUCCCCAGCUGAGCUGAUUGUUGUUAGCUGACACAGAGAGAGGCACGCAGCCAUCCUCUUCCCACGCAGUUCAUCCAGAUGCUCCCUCUGGGUUGGCUCAUUGGCCAGCCGUGUGGGUGGCAGCCAGUUUCACUUCUGCUAGGGGUUUUCUGAGGAAUGCUUCUCAGGUUGGGUCAGGUGAUUCUUUGUCUUCCUGGGUGAUUUGUUGCUCUGCUCAAGCCCCCGGUAAUGGUGGUGGUAGUGCUAUAGAAAGUGUCAAGUUCACUGGGCACAUGCAUCAUUCCUUAUGCGACCUUGGGCUCAGAGUACACAGGGCUGACCCGUCUUGAAAGAGUUAAAAAUAUCUUCCCAUCCUGUAAGCACUCGGUUUCCAGAAAGGACCGCUCUUACACACACACACACACACACACACACACACACACACACACACACACACACACAUACCCCUUCUGUCCAGACUUAGUCCUUAAUAAAACUGCUUUUCAUGGCCCCAUUUACCAGAGUUCUCACCAAAGACAGAUCUCUGUACAACUCUUAGGGCCGUACAUAACUCCAGAGCCAGAAGGGUCCUCAGAAGCCAGCUAGUCCAACCCCCUCAUUUUACAGAUGAGGAAACUGAGGCCCCAGGAGAUCAUGUGACUUGCCCAAAGUUACAUGGACAAUAAGCAUUUGAAAUAGGAUUUGAACUCAGGUUCUCUGACUCCAGAGCCAGGGCUCUUUCCACGCCGCUUCCCUGCCUUUGGUGGAAGGAGGCUGAAGGGGGCAAGACAUUUCUGCAAUUCUGGGAAAAUGUGCAUGGGUAAAGGAAUGGGGGAGGAGGAAGAAGGGCCGGAGACCCCAGGUGGAGUGCAGGUGCUGACCUGGGCUUCAGUGUCUUCCUUCCCUUAGAUCUAGGGCUCUGUGUCAAUGUGUAAAGGGUCCUGUGUCGUUGGCUUUUAUUCAUUCCAAUGUCUGUGACAGUAUGGCCGUACGAGCCUUUGUGCUGUAUCAUGGCAUUAAAGUGAAGUAUCAGGAGGUA
Molecule: messenger RNA, 5460 nt
Organism: Trichosurus vulpecula (common brushtail)
Lineage: Eukaryota; Metazoa; Chordata; Mammalia; Diprotodontia; Phalangeridae
Gene: KCTD7
Product: potassium channel tetramerization domain containing 7
Exons: 4
Coding region: 412-1281 (289 amino acids)
Biological process (GO): protein homooligomerization
Molecular function (GO): protein binding
Source: RefSeq, a predicted model, not a curated record